CCAAAAAGGCGAAUGUAUUCUCAGAAUGAAAGGGCUAGGCUACAGUCACAGUGACUAGAUAGAGUGAUGAGUAGACUUUGAUAUUUAGAUCUACUAUAGUUAUACUAUAGAGAUCUACCCUAGCCUAGAUCUAUAUAUACAUUUCAUUUUACUACGAGACAAUCUCUAGACGGGACGAUCAUAUACAGGAUUACAUUUUAAUACUGACCCCAAAGUGACCAUUAACUCCUUCUGUACACAGUCUCAGUAUGUGAUGAACUCCAGUUGGGAGAUGAAUUAUUUCAUGGCUGUAUCAGAUCUCAGGACUAAACACAAGAAUGACAACUAUGAAGAAACAAGAAAAGGGAGUCAAGAUUGUCCUGGCAACUUGUGGGGAGCCAAACUUAUCAUCUCCUAGUUCACAGACACCAUUGAGUACAACUCUUAUCCCUGGACCAACUAAUGUCUAUCCUGGAGACGCUACAAGCAUGGGAAUGAAACAUUCCAAAUCUGAUCAUUCUGGGCUUGGACGCAAGGACAAAAAUAAAGAGACUAAAAUGCCUAUGGGUAAAAAAUUUAUAAGCAAGAGUCAGGAUAACCUCUCAGGAUAUAAGAAAGGCAGGCAAUUAACUACAGUUCUGGAGUCGCCAAGGCCAAGAGAGAACGCUGCCUCUUUAGCCAGAGCCGAAGCUGCUCGGGCAUUGGAAAAAAACAAAGAAAAUACAGCUCUUAGAGAGCGUGAAAAAAAUGUCUUCAUCAAGCCUAAACCUGUCAAACCUACUAGUAUGACCAAUAUAAGAAAGGCUUCCAGUACACAGUCCAUUGACAGAAAUAGUCAGGGGUCUGGCAGUCUUAGAUCAACUACUUCUAAGUCUUCCCAUAACAUUUCAAUCAAACGAGCUCAGAGCACCCAAAAUAUCUCUAAAGACAAGUUCAUGAAGAAACGAACUUCAGCCCCUGCUGAUGUGAUGGCUUACAACGCUGAACUUCUGGCCAACUUUGAGAAGGAAAAAAAAGUUCUGGAAGGAAGAAUCUCAGAGUUGACUAAAAUUGCGGAGAGCCGCAAAGAAGAAAUAGAAAAGUAUAAAUACGAAAUAAAGAGAUUGAAAAAGCCGCUGGCAAUGGCUGGCAGUGAACGGGAAGAGCUGGAGAUGCUGAGACAUGAAAAUAAACAACUCCAGGACAGGUUGACGGAGCUGGGCUUUCCUGCUGAGCAGAUCACUGACUCUCAGAAACUCAGGCUAAAAUUUGCUCAGCCCAGGAUUACUAAAAGUCACAGUAGCAGUUCGGAUAUCUACAUCCCAGUAAGCACCAGUUGUGAUAGCUUGUCCACAGAUGGUAGUGGGGCCAAAAUUGAUUCUCACACAGUUGGCGAUGGGCCCAAAGUGUUGAUUGUGGGCACCUCUGACCUACGCAGGUCAACAUCUCUUUCCGCUUCAGAGCCUGGCAUGUCGAUUCCUGACCUUUGUGGCACGCCUGAGCAUCCCUCAAUUAUUUCUUUGGACACCGCUAACUGGGAUAAACAGAGCAAUAAAUCUGCAAACAGUGAUGGAUGUCUUAGUGAAGCUUCUGUCGCAUGUUUGACUGAACGGAUACUUCAGAUGGAAGAAACCAAUUACUCAACCACAGAGGAACUUCAGGCUACUUUACAGGAAUUAAGUGAUCUCCAAGAUGCUGUGAAUGAACUGACUGAAGAGAACACCAAGCUGACUGACGAGAAAGCUGUUCUCUUAGAAUCUCUGUGUACACAGACUGAGAAGUUGGAAAACACAAGGAUACAGCUUGAACAGUUGAAAUGUCUUCUUAUUUCUGGGGAACUGCCUGACAAGUCUGAAAAAGAUGGUCAUCUACUGGGGCUACUCAAGUCAGCUCAAGAGGAGAGGGAGGAACUCAUGAGGAAGCAAAUGGAGUGGUCAAAUGCUCUACAAGCUCUGGAAAAUGAUUGCAGAGAGGCACAAGAUGCUUUGGAGAAUCUAAGGGAGAAAUACAGUUUCUUAGAAGAUGCUAACAGUUACCUGAGAACAGAGAGAGACUCUCUUAUUGAGCAGCUCACUGAAGUCAAAGAAGCCAAAGCUGCUGAACACAUUGAAUUGGUUCGUCUCAGGACUGUAGUCGAUGCACAGAAAGCUAAGCUGGCUGAGCUGGAAUUGUCUCCAAGUGGUGCUCCUGUAAAGACUGACACAGAGGCCUUACUGGAUGAAGCGAGGCACGAUAAAGAGCAAGCUGAACAGAAGUUGGCCGAUGUGACGGAAAAUUUGGCCUUAAUGGAGUGUGAACUCAUUAAGUUAAAAGAUAGCCUUGCAAGUAAAGAGCAAGAACUGUCAGUUAUACGUAGCAAUAUAAAAACCCAAGUCACAGACCUCCAGUUUGCACUGAAAACAGCAGAGAAAGAAAAAGUGGAUACUGAGAGAGAGAUGGAAACCCUAAGAGUUCAUGUAGAACAGUUGACCCAGGAAUGUCUCAGGCAUGUUGAAGAUAAGAAAAGUUUUACAGCCAAACUUCAAGAAGUUCAAAGUGAGUUGAGGAAAGUCAAACAAGAGAAACAGCUUUGUGAGGCAGAACUUGAUGAGAUCAGUUCAAAACAUGACAUGGAAUCAGAAGAGUGGAAGCAAUUUCAAAAAGAUUUACAGACAGCUGUGGUUAUCGCCAACAAUUUCAGUCAGGAGACCCAGGAAAAAAUGGACAGAUUGACCAUGGAGAACUCUCAGCUGCAUGAGAAGUGUCUACAGCUAGAGGACGAGCUGAACAAACUCACCCAGGAAAUCAAACUGUUGAAGUCGGCAGAUGAGUAUAGUUCUAAGAAGUCCUCUAUACUGACCAAUGCUGAGUUGAAGGGCAAGGUAUUGACAUCCAUGGACAGGGAGUUGGCUGGCCUAAGGGAGGGGCGGCCCCACAUGGAUCAACGCAGCCAGAAUAUCUCGGUCAAGUCUCUCAUCCGAUCCAUUGAGGAACAGGUCAAAUCUGGCUGCUCAUCCAUUCACUCAAGUCGAUCAGACUCAAGGCGAAGUUCUACCUCCUCAGACAUUUCGCUUACAUCAUAUAAAGAGCUGGUUAAGGCCCCUUCGUCUCCCCUGCCCACCCCCGACAGUCCAAGGUCGCCUACUAAAGACUUUGCGUUAAGGUCACUCAGCCUGCGUGCUAAACACCCAGAGCGGUCGCCGCAGCAAAGGCUGAGCGCAGGAAGUGCAGUGUGUUCUAUGAUUCCAAGUCCAGAGAGUAGCUGCAAGACUGUUGCCAGGGGAGAUAUGGGAGACACCAACAAAACUCCACAGAUCUCUUCAAUUCUCAAAGACAGAAGCACACCAAGGCGUGGCAGUACUGUUGUAGAAGGAGAUGCCACAAAGAAAGAAACACCAAGUAGAGAUCCACUUGCCUCAUUGGCCAAGCUGAUGAAAGGCUCCAAACGUAAUGCUCUCCUAAAGUGGUGCCAGUUAAAGACUAUACCUUACUCUAAUGUUGACAUCACCAACUUUAGCAGCAGCUGGAAUGAUGGCUUAGGCUUCUGUGCUCUGCUUCAUAGUUAUGUACCAGAUAAGAUCCCUUACUUUGAGUUGACUUCAGAGGAUAAGAGAAAAAAUUUCAGCCUGGCUUUUAGUGCAGGAGAAAAUAUAGGCAUCAAGUCUACGCUGAAUAUCAAUGAAAUGGUGUCCAUGGAGCGUCCAGACUGGCAGGCUGUGAUGAACUACGUCACAGCUAUUUAUAAACAUUUUGAAGUGGACAGACAAUGAUCUUUUUAAUUCCAUCAAGAAAGACGAGCCCACUAUCAAGGGAGACAAUGGUGUAUUUAUUGAUUUUUAGAUUUACCGUACUUACUUGUUUGAACACAUUUAGCUUUGUUUUAUUUGAACUGGUUUUGAUACAUUUACUUGUUUUACUUUAUUAUUUUAUCCACAUACAUUUUGUUAUUUUAACAGACCACAACAUCAGUAUUUGUAAUUAGUAUUUGAUCACAUUUUUAUUUCUUAAUCCUAAUUUCCAUCAGAUCUAUAUUUCUCAAUCUUAAUUAGAGGCCUACCUACAUGUAGGCUCAGUAGAAGAAAAUUAUGACAGUAGUCAACUCAUUCUACUUUAAAACUUUUGUAAAUGUUAACAUUUUGUAUAUUUAUUUUAAAUGGUAUUUGUUGCUCAUAGACUUAGUGCUUUUAAGAGUAGGAUCAUUGCUGUAUUUUAAGUUGCUGCACAAUCUGGAUGGUUCUGUAUUUUUAUGUUUUGGUUGCUGCUUAAAUUACGGAGUGGUUCUGUAUAUUUAUUUGGUACAGAAAGCUAGGAGUGGUUCUGUAUGGUUAUUUGGUACAGAAAGCUUGGAGUGGUUCUGUAUGUUUAUUUGAUACAGAAUGCUAGGAGUGGUUCUGUACAUUUGUUAAGUUGCUGCAAAGUCACUUUCACUGGAAAUUGAAUUUUAGCAUGGUAGGUGACACUGAUCAUUUAAGAACAGGGUCAUUGUAGGUAAACACUGAGGAGUUAAGGAUAUAGUCUUGGUAGGGGACACUAAGCAGUUAAGAACAGGGUCAUGGUAGUGUACACUGAGCAGUUGAGGACAGGGUCAUGGUUGAAGGAUGACUGUGUCCUAAGUGUUGUAUAAACAGUAUUGGUCUAACUAGUCAUGUAUUUACUUAUCAAAUGUUUACUUGUCAUUCUUUUUGUUGCUUUAAUUUUCAUACUUUCACCUAAAGAAAGUUGAUUUUGUUUUAUCUAUGACUGAAUCUCACUACGAGCAUUCUAGAAAUCUUCAUUGAAAACCUUUCUAAUGCUUCCCAUGGUAAUUCUAUAUUUACCGCUAAUCAAAAGUUCCAUACAAUGUUUUAUAUCAUGAUUAGGACUUUAAAAAGAAAUUAAAUUAUUUAUUAACAAA
Biomphalaria glabrata is the source of this 4831-nucleotide messenger RNA. Its product is annotated as cytospin-A-like. Gene Ontology annotation, biological process: actin cytoskeleton organization. Gene Ontology annotation, cellular component: microtubule organizing center; filamentous actin. The transcript is spliced from 15 exons. The record is from RefSeq and is a predicted model, not a curated record. Bases 318 to 3707 code for a protein of 1129 amino acids. Gene Ontology annotation, molecular function: protein binding. Lineage: Eukaryota; Metazoa; Mollusca; Gastropoda; Planorbidae.